AUGGCUGAAAGCGGGGAAUCUUCUUGCCCUCAUACCCAACAAGUUCUUUCGCACACAAUUUUAACUCCGAAUCUCCUCAUCAAUGAAAUGAUAUCGCAGUGGUGCGACAAUCAAGGAAUUGAAUUGCAAAUCCCGGUUCAGCAUGGUGUUGAAGGUAUAAGUUGUCCGCCGCAGCGCCCUCAUCUGAAGGAAGCUGCGAAGGAGAUGCGGUUGUUGAUGAAGAACACCCCUUCGUUCCGUGCCCUUUUCGGGGAAUCCAUCAACCCCAUUCCUCGACUGUUCGCCCCGCUUUUGGGAUCCAAAUCUCAAAGCGGCGUUCUCCACACUGAUAUCCAGGAAAAUGUGAUUACGAUAAUGUUGAAUCUUUCAAUUCAUGACGGUAACAAGAAGUUGGUUGCCGAAAGGCCGAUGGCCAUCACUCUGCUUAUGGAAGGUCUAAGAUAUGGAACUAUUGAAACAAGGAGCAAUGCAGUUGCUGCCCUUUUCACCUUAUCUGCUCUUGAAUCCAACAAGGAACUCAUUGGCAAAUCAGGUGCUUUAAACCCUUUGAUUGAGCUUCUCGAUGAGGGGCAUACAUUAGCGCUGAAAGAUGUUGCUUCUGCCAUAUUUAACCGCAUUCUUGAUAGGAAAGCGGUGACGGGUUAA
Molecule: messenger RNA, 645 nt
Organism: Hibiscus syriacus
Lineage: Eukaryota; Viridiplantae; Streptophyta; Magnoliopsida; Malvales; Malvaceae
Product: U-box domain-containing protein 9-like
Exons: 2
Coding region: 1-645 (214 amino acids)
Biological process (GO): protein ubiquitination
Cellular component (GO): cytoplasm; nucleus
Molecular function (GO): ubiquitin-protein transferase activity
Source: RefSeq, a predicted model, not a curated record